Messenger RNA from Salarias fasciatus (jewelled blenny), 1104 nucleotides. RefSeq names its product adaptor related protein complex 4 subunit sigma 1 (gene ap4s1). The coding region runs from base 235 to 669 and encodes 144 amino acids. Gene Ontology annotation, biological process: protein transport. The transcript has 6 exons. The record is from RefSeq and is a predicted model, not a curated record. Lineage: Eukaryota; Metazoa; Chordata; Actinopteri; Blenniiformes; Blenniidae.
GUCUGACUUGCGCAUGCUUCAAAAAAGCUAAUAGGUGCUGCUAGCUACAAUGGUUUGUGAGAAAAUUAAAUCCUCUCAUCGAAAUAAGUUAACUUUUAAUUAUCUGAACACACAGGUUAAGGCACGGAGCGAAAACUAACAGGAAGCUGAAGAGUUUUGUGCUUGUAAAUUUGUUCUUAUGGAGCUUUUUUAGUGGAGCUUCCUGCUGAAGGCGGGCGCGUGGCUUCGGUUGCGAUGAUCAAGUUCGUGCUCAUGGUGAACCGGCAGGGUCAGACCCGACUGUCCCGGUACUACCAACCCGUGGAGCUGAGCCGGAGGGCGGCGCUGGAGGCCGAUGUGGUUCGCUGCUGUUUGAGCCGACAAAAGGAGCAGUGUUCGUUUGUGGACUACAAGGACUUUAAGUUGGUGUAUCGUCAGUAUGCUGCCCUCUACAUAGUGCUAGGAGUCACUGACAGCGAGAACGAGCUGUCGGUCUUCGAGCUGGUCCAUAACUUCGUGGAGGUCCUGGACAGAUACUUCAGCCGAGUGAGCGAACUGGAUAUCAUGUUCAAUCUGGACCGAGUCCACAUCAUCCUGGACGAGAUGAUCCAGAACGGACACAUCGUGGAAACCAACAAGAGUCGGAUCCUCGCCCCGCUCACUGCCAUCGACAAGACAGCCGACAGCUGACGCCCGACGCCAUGUCACAGACUUACUUGUUAAACCAAAUGUGGGAUUAUCUGCGAUAAAGUAAAUUAAAUGUUGGACUGAGGACGAACAGAACACAGAACUCGUCUGUACUUCAUACUUUGCAAACAUUUUAAUGAUUAUUUUUUUGGAGCAUACACAUUUGAAAAUAUCUGUUUACCUCAAACUGCAACUCGAGUUAAAUAAAUGUUUAUAAUAUACAAAGAAAAUACAGAGAGCAGAGCUGCUGACGGCGCCUCCCACCGUCCACCAGGGCGGCGCACUCACACAGAAACCAAAACACAAACAAACAGGAGGAGCAGGAGGAACUGAAAACAGAAGCUACGAGUCAAACCAGGCACUAAAUCCAACAGACAGGAGGAGGUCCACACACACACACACACGCGCACACGCACGCAUACACACACACACACACAG